Lactuca sativa (garden lettuce) is the source of this 634-nucleotide messenger RNA. NCBI's taxonomy places the organism in Eukaryota, Viridiplantae, Streptophyta, Magnoliopsida, Asterales, Asteraceae. The record is from RefSeq and is a predicted model, not a curated record.
CUUCGCUUGGGGUAGCUAUCUCUGGGAUUUUACUUAUGUUGACCUUGAGGAUACAUGGAAUAAUUAUUUAUCACUUUCUGAGCGUGGUCAAACUUUAAAGUACUCCGUCUCAGGAUUUACGGCUCCAAUAAGGGUAUAAAAAUUUUCUUAUAUUUAAAUUGUUUUAUUGUUAUGUUUUUUAUUUUAAUUUUAACUUUUAUUACUGUAAUUGUAAAAAAUUAUAGAUAUGGAUAUAUGAGAUGAUUCCGACUGUUCGUGCAUGUGGAUUUGCAUCGAGAAAAAAUAAAGACUUGCCUCAGAUGAAACGAUGGAGUGGAACAAAAAAAUUGAAAUGGGUUGACGUGAACAAGAUUUGGUCAAAGAUGCAGGAGGGGCAACCACCAAGACAAAACAUGUUACCGGGUGAUGGUGAGAUGACAUCUUGUUAUUAUAUGUCAUUUCAAGAGUAUGUAUAUGGUGAAGGGAAAGCAGUUCCAUCCCCAGUACGGGACCAUUUUAGGAGACAAGACGAAUCUUCGUCUAGUAUGUCGUCCAGUGGUCGCUCUCAUGGUAGAGGUCGGGGCAGUGGGAAACACAACCUAGACAAGGUGUACGUUUCGCAUAAUUACAUGCUCGAUUGAACCAUGUCACUUCU